Molecule: messenger RNA, 4393 nt
Organism: Eublepharis macularius
Lineage: Eukaryota; Metazoa; Chordata; Lepidosauria; Squamata; Eublepharidae
Gene: FHAD1
Product: forkhead associated phosphopeptide binding domain 1
Exons: 27
Coding region: 1-3738 (1245 amino acids)
Molecular function (GO): protein binding
Source: RefSeq, a predicted model, not a curated record
AUGCGAGAGGAUUUCUUGGCAAAUGUCAGUGCUGAAAGGGUUCCUUUGAAGGCUCCAAGCAUUGAAGAUCACCAUGCAGCCAUCGAGUUCACGGAGCUGGAAAACGUCUUCAUUCUUCGCGAUUUCAACUCAACCCAUGGAACAUUUGUCAACGAUUGUCUUAUCCAGAACGCAGCAGUGAGAGUGAGCCCUGGAGAUGUUUUACGAUUUGGCUCCAAUGGAACAGUCUUCGAGCUGAUGGUAGAAAGCGCUCCUCAGGAAAAGGUGUCAUGCCCACCGGUGUUACGCCGUGCUGCCUGGCCUGGGCAGAUAGUCACAGAGACGACAACACCUCUAACAGCCGCAUCUCAGUUUCCGUUCCUUCAGUCUCAUCCAUCGCCUCAUGCCAGCAGUAGCUGGACCUAUGGAGCAAGUGGGACUUCGCCGCGACCGCCACUCAGGAAGAGACCCGUGAAUGCUUGGGGCAGAGUGGUCUCGGCCCCGUCUUUCUCUCCCAGUGCUUUCAGCAGGCCUCCUACAGAUGUAUUAGGAAAUGGAACUGCUCCUGGUCCUUUGUCAAAUACCCUUCAUUCCGAGUCAUCUCCCAAGGAGAAGGACAGGCUCAUUACAAGAAUGGAAAAUGAAACCAGCCGCCUCUCAGUCUACGAAAGCGAGUCCGGUCACAAAGAUACUGUGAUAGCAAAUCUUCAAGGCGAGCUUGCGGCGAUGACAGAGAAGAUGGUGGGAGCUCUCGCCAGGAAAGACACUAUGUUUAAUCAGAAGCUCCAGGCUCUUGGCCAAGACAUUCAAGCCAAGACAGAAGAAAUUAAAACUUUAAAAGAGCAGGUGGCCCACCUGCAGCAAAACACAAGUGAAGUGUUGUACCAUUCCCUUUCCGAAAGAGACCUCCAAAUUGCACACUGGAAACAAGAGACCGAGAAUUUGAAGAAAAGCAAUUCUUUGACUUCCGGGCUGGUGACCAGUUUGCAAAAAGACAUUACGUCAAAGGAGCAGAAGAUACAGCAGCUGAAAAUGGACGCUGAAAAAUUAAAGAGGGAGAACAGGGAGAAGGAUAAUCAGCUUGCGCACGUAUCUGCCCAGCGUAUCACUGAGCUUGAGCUGCAAGUAAAGAGGUCGGAUGAAGAAAUGCAGAAGUGCCGCACAGUGCAGGACACCUUAACCAAAAGGCUUGCAGAAAAAACGAAGUCUCAAGAGGAGCUGCAAAGGGAAUGCGAGAGGAAAUCGCAGCAGUUACAAGAAAUGGGGCGCAGAGAACGCCUUACAAAGUCGGACCUCGAACUAACAGGAGCUCAGGUGAAGCGUUUCAGAAGCCAGAUUACUGAACUGCUUUUUUCACAGCCUCCAGAAAAGUCAGUAUCAGAUCAACAGAUCGUCAAAAGGAUCAACGAAAUUAAGGGGAGCAGUGAGGAGUUUUCUCGGACAGAGAACUUGCUAAGGGAGGAAAUCCGUCUCAAGACGUCCAAAGAGAGGGCACUAACUGAGCAGUUGGAGCUGCUGAAGAAAUCACUGGAGGGGUUUCAGGCUUUUUUGAAAACCUCCUACUGCAGCAACAGCUUGAGAAAGGAGGUCUGCAAUCUUCAGAACCUGAGCUUCGCCCCACCGGUCUCCUGGAUCCACAUCUCGGUGGCUGAAGUCUCGCACAACUUGCUGAGCUGGGUGGAUGCAGUGGAACGUCUCCUGUUCGACGUGGGCCUUGACAUUUCCAACACCGAGAAAGGACUGGCUUCAUACAUGAAGAAGCUGCUGGACAAUCACUUGAACACUGUGGGCGAGCUCCAGACAUUGCAGACCCAGCUAAGGGCAGCCGAGGAAUCUCAGCAUUCUCUGCUCUGGGAGAAGAUGAAUGAAAUGAAAGCCAAACUUGAGAAGGCGUUUCAGGAGAGAGCGGAAAUGUUUCUGGAGAAAGAGAAGGUUUUGGAGGAGACAGCUGCCCUGGAGAAAGAAAAAUUACACAAAGCUGUAGAGGAAGAAAAGAAAAAAGUCCAAGACUUGGAAGCUCAGAUGGAGCAGAUGGCUGAGGUAAUUAAAAAUAAAGCUGAAUCAGAGGAGGCUUUAAAUGCCAAGCUGAGAGAGACUCUGGAGAGCCUAGAAGAGACUAAGAGGAGGAAGACAGUGAUAGAAGAGAAGUUAACCAUCUGGGAGAAACGUCUGAAAAGCCUUGAGAAUGAAAAAGAAAUACAGAAGCAAAAACUUCAGGAGGAGUUUGCAGAAUAUAAAGAGCAGAUCAAGCAACAUGCACGGACAAUAGUAGCUAUGGAGGGAAGGCAGUCGGAGGCUGCUCGGUACCUGAAGAAGGUGCAGGAGGAAAACCUCAAACUUCGGCAGCAAAUAGAAGAAAUGCAAAGGGAGUCUAGCAAGUCUGUGCCAUCCAUUUCCCAAGAGGUUUCUAUGCCAUCCAUUUCUCAAGAGGUUUCUGUGCCUUCCCAGCCGCAAGAGAUUUUUGUGCCAUCCCAGCCACAAGAGGUCUGUUGCACCCAAGAGGACCGUGUUUUUAUGAUGGAAAAAUUGGCAUCUGCGCAGCAUGAAAUCCUAUCGAAACACGCUGUAAUCUUGGAAUUAAAGAAGGCGCUGUCGGAAGCCAAAGCCAGGAUGUCUGACGUGAUCGGCGAACUCAGUGAAAAGCAAAAGAGGGAACUGGAGCAGAAGCGUAGCCUUGUCCACAGCCAAGUGCGUGAACUCAACCAACUCCGAGAGAAACUCUAUGAGAUGUCCAAGCUUGUGGACCAGAAGGAUGCCCACCUCAAAACCGCAAAUGAGGAAUUAAGGAACUCCAGAGAAAAACUGAAAGAGCUGAAGAUGGAGGCUCAAAGGAGGUCAAGCAAGCUUGAGAAAAGCGUCCUGCACAAGAGUAGUCAGACAAACGGCAGCCUGCCAAACGAAAGCCCUGCUCCCAGAAAGGUGCUGGCCUUGGACCUGGCUGAACUGGGAGCGAAAUGCAAAGGCUCCAGACAUGAGGAAACCAUCUUGCGUCAAAAAGAUGCCCUGACUGAACUGCGGGAAAGAAUCAAAGUGCUGGAAAGGACUCGGCCUUUGGGAUUUACAGAUAAAAAUGUGGAGCCGCUUGUAGUACUAAAAAAAGACCUAACUGAGAAAAGCGAUCGAAAAACAGAAAAAGAACAUGAGCUGUCAGCGGUGACAGGCGGGGAUGCUAAUAAGCUUCAAAGCAUCAUUUGUAGCCUGGAUCCCAACGUGACUAUAGAGAGGACUGCAAAGCUGGAAAUGGCUGAUGCUUUAGACCUUAGCGAGAACAUGUAUUUCACCUUGAUUCAAGAUCUGGCCAGCCUGAUGAAUGUGAGGGAACUGAUGGGAAUGCAGACUGUCAAGCACCUUCCCCAGGACGAACGGGAAAAGGUUGGGCUGCUGCGGCAGAAGGACCUCGAGUUGCUGUUUGACAAGAUCAGCAAGCUGAAGAACCGCCUGGAAAGGAAAGAAGAGCUGCUGAAAGAGUACGAGAAAGAUGCCGGGCAGUUCAGGAUGAACGCGCAGUCUCUGCAAACGUGCCAGGCUGAGAUGGCCAACCUGGCAGACAGGAUCUACCGAGAAGCCGAGGAGAACGCUCUGCUUAAAGAAGCUCUGGAGAGAACAAAAUCAGAGCUGAACCAGGAGAAGAGGUUCAGCAGGCUUCUUAAACACCAAAAGGCAGCCUCCAAAAAGAAACCAUUCCCUGAAAAUCAGAAGAUGCUCGAGAGGCCGGUAGAAGCCUGUAAGAAAAGAGCACACAGUAGUGCCUCUGCGUAGGUAUCCCACACAGCAAACUCCUCUAGAGUAAGAGUGAUGUGGUUGUAUGCUCGUCCAUUUCUGUAAAUAUGAUAAACGGCACAGUGUUUUAUAGAAACAUACCAGAGUUUUAUAAAUAUCCAUCUAUAUGUAUAUUUAUUUUUUUAACAUGUAGUGGUCUUAUCUGCUAUACUGUAUCUUGGUUGGUAGAAAUGUAUUGAAAAUUUGGCACAAAAUUAUGUAUAAAAGCUUCACUCUGCUUAACUGGCAUAAUAGUUUUGGGUUUUUAGGGGGUUAGUGGGAGAAGAGUCUGUAACUGAUCAGGCAUCUCCGUCCUUCAGAAUCACAGAGCUAUUUCACUAGCGCAUAUUUGUAGCCGCCGUAUCAGGCAGUGAACAACUUGCACGUGUGAGUAGGAUGUCAUAGUUCAAAUACCACAGGCAGACAUUCUCAUAUCAGUGCAAACGCGGCGCUUCUUAAGAGUACUGUUUACAUGGGUCAUCUGCGCUGGCCAAGUGCACAUGUGAACUAGCCAAUAAAACUUGAAGAAAUCUUCUGCUGUAAUCCCAUUCAAGAACAAAUAAACCUGUAUCUAAAAUCAAGCUUGUAGACAGCCAUUCACACAGUCACCAGGGGUGAGUAAGAACUGUCUCCAGAAGGGAAUUUUUAAUGGGGA